AUGUGUUGGCAUUUGAAGAGCGCAUUCCAAGAGCUUAUCGAUUCAAAUCAAAUUAUGGUCCAAAGCCCAGAAGUGCCAAACAUCAACCAAAUCCCUUUGCCAGCCCAUGCCAAAACGCACAUGAUUGAGAUCGUGCAUAAGGAUGGGGAGCCCGAGAAGCCUUCAAAGUCUAUCAUGAUGAUCCGUGCUAGUAAAAGUACUUCAUUCAAAACUCCAGCUGUUACAAAUACAACAUCCUCGACAGCUGAAGGGCCGACAGACAAGCUAAGCACGCCCAAUAUUAAGCCGCCCUUAUUAGUAGUGAAAGGGUUCCCAGAUGAUGUUGAGACAAAGCAAGGAAAGACGAAAGUGGCUGUGCCAGGAGUAGCAAGUAAGCCUGUCAUAAUCGUGGAAGGGGCUCGCAUUGCCCCUAUUGUUAUCAAACCCGUGACGCAACUGCCGAUAGAUAACACCAAGGUUGUUCCAUGGAAUUACAAGCAAGUGAUAGUAACUUAUAAAGGGAAAGAAGUGGAGGAGGAAGUUAAUGAAACCAGAGGUUUGACUCGUUCAGGGAGAUGCUGUACCCCAGAGGAAUUAAGGAAAGCUAAGCCGUUCAAAAAUAGCCCAAUCCCAGUAAACCAGCCAGUUACCGAAGAGGAGGCGGAAGAAUUCUUGAGAAAAAUGAAGGUGCAGGACUACUCCAUCGUGGAACAGUUAAGGAAAACACCAGCUCAGAUUUCUCUUCUAUCAUUACUGAUACAUUCAGACGAACACAGCCGGGCCCUCAUGAAGAUUUUGAAUGAGGCUCAUGUCCCUGAUAAGAUCACGAUGAACCAUUUGGAGAAGAUUGCUAAUAAGAUAUUCGAGGCAACCGGGAUCACUUUCUCGGAUGACGAACUUCCCUUGGAGGGUACAGAACACAAUCGAGCUCUUUAUCUCAUAGUGAAAUGUGAGGAUUCUGUGGUCUCAAGGGUACUAGUUGAUAAUGGUUCUAGCGCAAAUAUUUGCCCUCUCUCCACUCUGCCAAAGUUGAAAAUCGAUACUGAAAGGAUCCACAAGAACAGUAUAUGUGUUCGAGGUUUUGACGGAGGGGGAAAGGAUUCUGUUGGCGAUAUCAUGCUCGAACUGACAAUAGGGCCAGUCGAAUUUACUAUGGAAUUCCAGGUGCUAGAUUGGCCGUCUCCUACAAUUUAUUGUUGGGCAGACCCUGGAUACAUGUCGCCAAGUUGUGCUUACAAUGAUACAUCUGUCCCGUUUAUUGAAGCCGAAGAUGAUAAAGGGCCUUGGGUCUACCAAACUUUCGAAACAGUGUCAGUUGAGAAGAUUCUGGAGGGGAAAUUCAUUCCAAGCCCAAAGCAAGCCUCCGCAUCCGUCAUGGUAGCAAAUGAAAUGCUGAAGAACGGUUUUUUGCCGGGCAAAGGUCUGGGUUCAUCUCUACAAGGUAUCGUGCAUCCAGUGUGUCUACGUGAAAGUCUGGGUAUGUUUGGUUUGGGAUUCAAGCCCACAGGGGAAGAGGUAAAGAGGGUUAAAAGGUUGAAAAAGAAGGCAUGGUCACUCCCUAAGCAUGUUGCACACAUAUCCAUGUCCUUUGUCAAGCCAGGGGUCGUGAAGCGCCCUAUGUCAGCGAUCCCAAAGCCUGUGGCCGACUUUGAUGAAGAGAUGAUCAAGAGGUUCUAG
Messenger RNA from Nicotiana attenuata, 1656 nucleotides. RefSeq lists its product as uncharacterized. NCBI's taxonomy places the organism in Eukaryota, Viridiplantae, Streptophyta, Magnoliopsida, Solanales, Solanaceae. Gene Ontology annotation, molecular function: nucleic acid binding. The transcript is spliced from 2 exons. The coding region runs from base 1 to 1656 and encodes 551 amino acids. The record is from RefSeq and is a predicted model, not a curated record.